UCUUUCAUUCCGGCUACUGGAGGAAAAGGUGCGCACAGCGUCCGUCUCACCUUCGGAAACCCUACUUCCACUCGAUCCAUCUGACUUAAUCAACAUUUAUCACUUUUACUGCUGCCUGACAGGAUCUAACAACUUUCUAUUGAGCGAGCGUAAAUUCUGUGCGCAACAGCUGAAGAGAAAAUGGGAUUUUAUUGCUUAUAAAACAUCUGUGACGGACUUAUUCACCUCAUUAAAUACAAUCUCCGACGCCAGCGAAUAUUAUGGAUGUAUUUAUAAAAAAUCUACAUGGCAUCACUAAACUAACUGCAGUUAACUGAUGGAGUUUAAGACCAAUUUUCCUCUUUGGAAAAUUCUUUUUGUUCCCCAAUGAUGGGCGGCAGACAAUUGUCAAGGACUUUCAUUUCUGAUUGUGCAGCCUUUGCCAAUACAUGAAAGAAAGAAACCCGUUUUGUCUGAUGAAAUUUCGAGGCUUGUCAGACAGCAGCAGGGCUAUGGGGAUCAGAAAUGGGACAAAAAUCCAACAUCCCUCUAAACCCAUCUCUAAAAUAUAUUUCAGUUUUACUUUGCUCCUGCUUAUUUUCACACCGAGAGUGGAUUCAUCGUGGUGGUACAUUGGAGCACUGGGUGCUCGGGUGAUCUGCGACAACAUUCCUGGCCUGGUGAACAAGCAGAGGCAGCUCUGCCAGAGGCACCCGGACCUGAUGCAGUCCAUUGGCGAGGGAGCCAAAGAGUGGAUCAGAGAGUGCCAGCACCAGUUCAGACACCACCGUUGGAACUGCAGCACGCUGGACCGGGACCACACUGUGUUUGGCAGGGUGAUGCUGCGAAGCAGCCGAGAGGCAGCAUUUGUGUACGCCAUCUCCUCAGCAGGAGUGGUCUACGCCAUUACAAGAGCCUGCAGUCAGGGGGAGCUUAAGAUCUGUCACUGCGACAGCCACAAGCGUGGGCAAGCUAGCGACGACAGGGGCACUUUUGACUGGGGUGGAUGCAGUGACAACAUCAACUAUGGCCUAAAGUUUGCCAAGGCCUUCGUAGACGCUCGAGAGAGGAUGGUGAAAGACGCUCGUGCGCUAAUGAACCUGCACAACAACCGCUGUGGUCGGAUGGCAGUGAAGCGCUUUAUGAAGCUGGAGUGCAAGUGUCACGGGGUCAGUGGCUCCUGCUCUCUGAGAACCUGUUGGCUGGCUAUGUCCGACUUCAGGCGAACUGGAGACUACCUACGUAAGAAGUACAACACAGCCGUUGAAGUGACUAUGAACCAGGAUGGGACAGGCUUUAUGGUGGCUGACAAAGACUUUAAGGGAACCACCAAGAAUGAGUUGGUAUAUGUUGAGAACUCACCAGAUUACUGUCUCAUGGACCGCGCAGCAGGCUCCUUGGGCACAGCAGGCAGAGUGUGCAACAAGUCAUCAAGAGGCACAGACAGCUGUGAGGUCAUGUGCUGUGGGCGGGGCUACGACACAAUGCGCGUCAAACGUGUCACCAAAUGCGAGUGCAAGUUCAAGUGGUGCUGCUCUGUGGAGUGCAAAGACUGUGAGGACAUGGUGGAUGUUCACACCUGCAAGCCCCACAAAAGACCUGACUGGCUGUACAUGACCUAAUGAAGACAGAUGACCAAUCACAGUCACUGCCUCAUUAACCUUUGCUCUAAUGACUGAGUUUUAUUACAUGAUAUAUAAUUGGGAUCUUUUAACUGUAAUACGUCUGGUUGUCAAUCCUGUGACACUUUCAGGGGCUGCUGAGCUUUUAUAAAAACUUUGAUACAAAAUAGCUGAAUAUUAUAUUAUUCUGUUAUAAAUGCACCCAUUGUUGACGCAGAGAUAUGAAGUAUUGUCUGUUUGUUUUACUGUAUGUAAAGAGCACAGCCCAGGACAAACUGAGGAUUAUAAUAAUGGUAAUAUUUAGCCUGACAAGAAAAAUUAAAAACAAAGAUUGAGCUACU
Messenger RNA from Monopterus albus (swamp eel), 1942 nucleotides. RefSeq names its product protein Wnt-2b-A-like. Gene Ontology annotation, biological process: neuron differentiation; canonical Wnt signaling pathway; multicellular organism development. Gene Ontology annotation, molecular function: frizzled binding; cytokine activity. Gene Ontology annotation, cellular component: extracellular region. The coding region runs from base 429 to 1601 and encodes 390 amino acids. Lineage: Eukaryota; Metazoa; Chordata; Actinopteri; Synbranchiformes; Synbranchidae. The record is from RefSeq and is a predicted model, not a curated record. The transcript has 5 exons.